UUUAUAAAUAUGGCUCAACUAACAUGACUUGCCAGUAGGCAUCUGCAGAACUCAGUUAGUUGAGUCUGUCUCACAGUCUCACUUACCUAUAACUUGGAAUUUUAGCUGGAAGUUUGUAGUUAUUGUCCUCACUCCUAACUAAAAGAUUUUCUCUUUUCCUUUUUGUUUUUUCUUCUUUUGGUCAAACUUGAGAUAACUUGGUUCAAGUACAAAGAAGAUCAAGUACUCAAAGACCAACUACAAGUCAAAUUUGAGAAUUGUUGUUACAAAUACACAUCCUUUAAAGCUUUAAGAAAUCCCAACAACAAAGAUGCAUGACCUACUCAUCUCCAGGUAAGAUAAAUCUUCAGCCUCUGCAUUUUAGGGAUGUUGGCAGUGGCAGCAGCAGUAAUACUAGUGUGUAUAGCCGCCUAUGGAUACAAAAGAGUAAAGCCUCCCCCUCCAAAGAUUUGUGGUUCUCCAAAUGGUCCUCCUAUCACUUCACCAAGAAUCAAGCUGAGUGAUGGAAGGCACUUAUCUUAUAGAGAGAGGGGUGUUCCAAAAGAAAUUGCCAAGUACAAGGUUAUUCUUGUCCAUGGUUUUGACAGCUCCAAGGACAUAUAUUUGCCACUAUCUCAAGAGGUGAUGGAAGAGUUAAGUGUAUAUGUACUGACCUUUGAUAGAGCAGGAUAUGGAGAGAGUGAUCCAAACCCAAAAAGAUCAGUGAAGAGUGAAGCAUUUGACAUUCAAGAACUAGCUGAUCAAUUGCAUCUAGGACCCAAAUUUCAUGUGAUUGGAGUUUCCAUUGGAACCUACUCCAUUUGGGCUUGCCUCAAGUAUAUACCACACAGGCUAGCAGGUGUGACUCUAGUAGUUCCAGUCAUAAAUUUCUGGUGGCCUUCUUUUCCUCCUAAACUAGCAAAAGAGGUCUUCAGGAAGCAACUCAAGAGGGAUCAAGUAAAACUGACCAUUGCUCAUCAUUUCCCUGCACUUGUCUACUGGUGGAUGACUCAGAAGCUGUUCCCUUACUCUUCUAUCAUGCAGAGACACCCAAUUCUGCUAAACAAAAGAGAUUUAGAAACUAUAAAGCAAAUGUCUCAAGUCCCAAAUCCUCAUGAGCACAAGGUUAGGCAGCAAGGAGUCCAUGAAUCACUGCACAGAGACAUGAUUGUGCAUUUUGGGAAGUGGGAAUUUGACCCGAUGAAGCUGAAGAAUCCAUUUCCUGACAAUGAGGCUUGUGUUUACCUGUGGGAAGGUCACAAUGACAAGUUGGUGCCAUUUGAAUUACAGAGAUAUGUUGCUGAGAAGCUGCCAUGGAUCAAAUAUCAUGAAGUUCCUGACGGUGGUCAUUUGAUGAUUCAUGAGAAGGGCUUGUGUGAGGCUAUAUUCAGGGAACUUUUGCUUGGAGAAGAAUCCUCCUUUUGAUCUGCAAGAAACUACUCAGGGUGGCGGCGGUGCACGAGAAGAACCACUUAAAUAAAAAAAUCUCGACAUUUGAAUAACUAUCAUCCAACUUAUAUCUAUCCAAGAUGGCUGAAUUGGUUGGUAAGAGUUGUGAAGUCAUGCAUCCCCUACUAGAUACAAAGAGAACGAAAGAGAAAAACUUCAAAAUAAGAUUCGAUUGUAAAUGAAGAAAAUAGAAUUGUGUGAAAGAGAGUAUGCUACUGUGUUUUAAAUAGAAUGAACAAAUAUUAUAUUUUUAUAGAAAGUGAAGAGAUUAAGAUUUUCACUA
Manihot esculenta (cassava) is the source of this 1711-nucleotide messenger RNA. RefSeq lists its product as uncharacterized. Bases 367 to 1404 code for a protein of 345 amino acids. The transcript is spliced from 5 exons. NCBI's taxonomy places the organism in Eukaryota, Viridiplantae, Streptophyta, Magnoliopsida, Malpighiales, Euphorbiaceae. The record is from RefSeq and is a predicted model, not a curated record.